Candoia aspera is the source of this 5998-nucleotide messenger RNA. RefSeq lists its product as uncharacterized. NCBI's taxonomy places the organism in Eukaryota, Metazoa, Chordata, Lepidosauria, Squamata, Candoiidae. The transcript has 10 exons. Bases 9 to 4589 code for a protein of 1526 amino acids. Gene Ontology annotation, molecular function: GTP binding; protein binding. The record is from RefSeq and is a predicted model, not a curated record.
UCCUGGCAAUGUUUGACCGCAGGCACCUUUCCUUUGGCGCUUUUCAUCCAGGAAUCCCGAGCUCUGUGGUGUGCGACUCUCUGGAUAUGGCUGGAAGCAUCAGAGGGCCCGAACGGAGGAUCGUCCUUGUUGGCAAAACCGGAAAUGGGAAAAGUGCAACGGGAAACAUGAUUCUGGGAAGCAACUUAUUUAAAUCUAAGGCAGCAUUUGUUUCAGUGACCAAAUGCUGCCAAAGGGAGGAGGUGCAACUGGAUGGCAGGAAGAUUGUGGUUGUUGAUACGCCUGGCUUCCUCGACACUGGGCGUCCGGAGUGCGAAAUUACCAAUGAAGUGAGGAGGUGCGUGAAAUUCUGCUCCCCAGGUCCCCACGUUAUCCUGCAGGUGGUUCGCCCCGGCCGGUUCACCCAGGAGGAGAAGGACGUGGCUCGGCUGAUCAAGGAGAUUUUCAGCCUUAAAGCCAAGGCCUACAUGAUCAUCUUGUUCACCCGGAAAGAGGACCUGGAAGGCGGUUCUCUCGAGCAGUACAUAUCCGAGGGAGAUGCCUUCCUGAAGGAGCAAAUCUUCCAGUGCGGGGGCCGGUACCUGGCUUUCAACAACAAGGCCGAAGGGGAGGAGCAGGAAGCUCAGGUGGCCCGACUGAUGGAGAUGAUCGAUGAGCUGGUGGAAAAGAACAGCGAUGCCCCUUGUUACACGGAAGACAUGCUGAAGGCCGACAAAGAGAACUUCAAGAAAAAUUACCCCUGGUUGUGCACUCUUUUCGGGGUGGGGGUAGGGGUGGGGGUGGGGCGCCAGCGGUGGGAAAAAGGCGCAGCGCUCCCGCGGCUGCGGCGCGCUCGUCUGGAAGCGGGGCGCCGGCCAACCUCCCGGCCGCCAAGGGCUUGCUUGGACGCCCCGCCCACCGAGGACCGUCCCAAGGCAGGCGACUUCUGGCGGUCGGGCCCUUUCGCUAGGCUUGCGGGGAGCCCAGUUGGCGAGCGGAGCGUCGCUCGCAGUCGCUCCCGGCCCCCCACCCGGAAAGCUCCGGCUGGCAGGAAGCCGGACGGGGCCGCCCCUCUUCUGCCGUUCCCGGGCGCUCCCUCGGAAGCUUCGCGAGGCCAAAGACGUCUCGGCGGGGGCAGCGCAGAGACACCGGCCAAGCGACAGCGGUGUCCGGACGCGCCCGGCUUCAGCCUCGGGCCGGGGAGGCUUGUGAGCAGCCAGCGGGCGAGGUGGGUCGGGGCUCCGAGGCCGUCCGUGCUUGCUUCUCCCGGCAGGAAACGCGCCGGGCUGCAGGUAGAGAGGCCUGGGGUGGCUGGCCGGGUUUGCGCCCUCCAGGCGCCGCUCAACAGCGCUGCUGCUUCGGUGUCCACCGGUGUCUGCGGGGCAUGGUCAAAAAGUCAAGAUGGCGCCUGCGAUGUUUUCUUACUAGGCAGGCACUCAAUGGCCGUUGUGGUGGACGUGGUUCUCCUCCUCCCUCCUGUGCCCUGUUCUGAACUCUCCACCCCACCUUCGUGGCCAGCCACGAUGCAAGGGCGGGGCUGGGGGGGCUGGCAUUGCACAGCUUCCCUCGAGCCCGUUCCCUGCAAGCGCUGGCCCCCACGAAGGUGGCAGAGGCUGGGCAAUGGGCAGAGGGGGGAAGCGUGGCCCUCCGUGGGGUUAGUCCGGGUGCUUGUGUUCCAAGAGUUAGGGGGCCCCACUCUCUGCCUCUCCCCUUUGGUUGGUUCCAGGCAGAAGCGCAGCAUGGAAGGUGCCCUUGAGAUGCCCGCCCUGGGCCGCCCGUUCCAGCUGGGGAUGCUCUACGACUGCCGCAGAGAGCUGCUCAUCCGAAGUAUUUCUUUGUGGGAUGCUGAUAUGCUGCAAAAGGGUGUAACUACGAAGGACCAGCGGCAGACCGAGGUCCACAUCGUCGCAUCUGACUGUCCCCGAGACAAAGCCUCAGCCCUCAACCUAGAUGGGUCCCUGAAGGCGAGUUUCUUCGGGGGGCUUUUUGAAGUGGGGGGGUCAGCCGCCUACUUGCAAGACAAUAAGCGGUCCAUGAGCCAUGCCCGUGUGACUCUUCACCAUUCUACAACUACUGAAUUGAAGCAUCUGGCAACAAAACAUCUCGACAGAAAGAGCGUGUCUUACGAGGACGUAUUUGAGGAGGGGUCAGCCACACACGUGGUCACGGCAGUGCUCCACGGGGCUCAGGCAUUCUUUGUUUUUGAUUGUGAGGUUUCCAAAUCUGAAGAGGUCCAGGAUGUCCAGGGGCAUCUUCUGGGAACAAUUCAGAAGAUACCAAAGGUUGCAGCAGAAGGCAAAGGCUCCCUCAAAUGGAAUGACACGGAGAAAGAAAUGGGAGAAAAGACCAGUUGUACGUUCUAUGGUGAUUUCUCUCUGAAGAAUAACCCAACUACUUUCCAAGAUGCCCUGGAAAUCUAUGCCAGCCUCCCCCACAUAUUAAGAGAGAGUGGAAAGGUGGUGCCAGUGAAGGUCUGGUUGUACCCACUAAUCAGGCUGGAUCCUAAAGCAGCUUGUAUUGUGCAUGAUGUUCCAUUGAGCUGGCUCAGUGAGGUGGAGACUCAUUUGAAGUCACUAAUGAAAGUAGAUAUUCGGUGCAACGAUCUGAUAAACUCUCCCGUUGCCUCUGUCUUCCCAGAGAUGAAGGACAAAAUCAAACGACUAAAGCAUCUUUGCAAGCAACAUGGACAACUUUUCCAGCAAGAGAUAGGAAAAAAUCUGCCUGCUGUUCGUGGGGGAGAGGAAGAAGUGGCUGUUUUGUGGGGCGUGUUAAUGCGCUUAAACCAGACACCCUUCAGUAGACAGGCACUGAAGAAGUUUCUUGCUAGAAGGAAACAGGAGAUGGACUUUGUACAGCUUUGCCUUUCUCAGCUCAAAGGUCUGGAGGUCAUCCCUUCUCAGAACAAGCUAGAUAAGAUAUUAUUUGACCACAAAAACCAGCUCGUUGUCUCAUUUAUGUUUACUUCCCUACGCAGUGAGGAACCUUAUUUGUGUGAUCUGCAAGACUGGCUUCAGAGACCAAGUUUAGAAGGAAGUGCAGGACAAGCAGCAGAAACGUCUUUCUCAGAGAAGCAAACGCCCCAACGGUGGUUUGAGGAUGAAGAGAGGAAGCAGAACAUCCGCUAUGCUGCUUGCUCACUUUCGGACUUUGCUGAGAUCAGUAAAGAAAAAGGCAACAUUCGGUUCAUUGUCUCUUCUGUCUGUGACGAGCGCAAUCCAGGAGCUUCCAUUUACCUCUACGAAAAUGGAAAGUUGGUCAACACCCACCUGGAAUUGCCUUCCAGGCCUCCCCCUCCUACGAUUGAGCGAGUCCAACCGAAUUGUGUCCAGGUCAGCAUCGAUCCGGUGGCCUCUGGGAGGGCUUCAGUCUCCAGGUACCAGGUGGAGUAUCGGAUGGCGGGAGCGGAGUGGUGGAAACGUUUCCGUGCAGAAGGUCCUCGGAAUAAUUUCCCACCGGAAGACGUGCACCUGAAUAUCCGAUGCGCGGCUGUGACGCAACUGGGGCUUGGCCCGUGGAGCGAGGCGGUCGCUUGCCCCUGUCCUGUGGGGGAGCCAGGAAAGGAGGCUCAUCUUCAAGGAGAGGGAAGUCUGGGACCACAUCAUCGGAAAGAGAGAAGAGCCUGGCAUCUAGAUGGUUACAACUCUGAGACCCUGGAUCAAGACUUCUACCAGGCCUCCCGCUCAGCCCAUAAACAGCGGGGUGUGGUCUGUGUAUUGCUGACACUGUGCCCAAGCAGGGGUUUCUGCAGGGAGGUCAAAGAAGUCAAGAUGGCAGCCACCACCAUGCAAUACUUGAGUUUUGAUGUCCUCCCUGUGGACACCCCUGACCCCCAAGCUAUCAGUAGCAUGUCUUCGUGGCCUCAAGUAGAUGUUAGGGGUCAAUAUUCCAUGGGAGAAUAUUUGUGGGGGCCGGAGCUCAGAGUUGUCCUUGUUGGAAAAACUGGAGAUGGGAAAAGUGCCACAGGAAACACAAUCUUGGGAAGUGAAUGUUUUGCAUCUAAGAUGGGAGUCCACACAGUAACUAGAAGAUGCCAAAGGGGGGGGACGCUGCUGAACGGCAGGAACGUUGUGGUUGUCGAUACGCCUGGAUUUUUUGACACAGAGCUUUCAGAGCAGGAAACUGCUGCUGAGGUUAAGAAAUGUGUGCAGUUGUGUCUGCCGGGCCCCCAGGCCAUUAUACAUGUACUUAGGAUAGCUACUUUCACCAAGGAGGAGAAGCAGACCAUUCGGUUCAUCAAAGACAUUUUCCAGAGUAGCGCCAAGGCCUACAUAAUCAUCUUGUUCACCAGGAAAGAGGACCUAGAAGGUGAAUCUCUCGCAAGCUUCAUGUCUGCCCAAGAUAAAGAGCUGAUGAACUACGUCGCUGAAUGUGGGAACCGGUGCUUGACUUUCAGCAACAGGGCCGAAGGGGCAGAACGAGAGGCUCAGGUGGAGGAACUGAUUCAGAUGAUCGAUGGUCUUGUUGAAAAGAACCAAGAUGCUCCAUAUUACUCUGAAGAAACUCAAAAAGGGUCCUCAUGGAAGUUUCCCCGUUCUAAGGGAGAAAGCAAAGCCUCUGUAAUUAAAAACGUGUUGGAACGUACAAAUAUUCCCAGCAUAUUCAAAUAUUAGAGGAAGACAGAUGUCUUAAUGAGCAUAUUGUCCAGCGUGUGGACUGGUGCCUGGCUUUCAAACCCAAAGCCGAAGGAAGGGAGGAAGAAGGGGCUCAGGCCGAGGAACUGUUUCAGUUGAGGAAUGGACUUGUGGGAAGAAACCCUGCCUCCUCCUCUCGGGCUUGGAAAUCUUUGGGUGGCCCUCUGGAGGGGAAUCAUCUUCUUCCUUUCAAGUCCUGCGAGCCAGAAAAGCAGCCCACGCAUCAGCAAACCUUCAGCCCUCCCACCCCGUCUGUAGCAGCUUCUCCCUUCCUGGGCUCUCUUUUAGGGAUCACCCCGAACGGGAGUCCUCUCUCCCCCACCAGGUGAGCAUCUUCCAAAAUGUGUCUCAUGAUGGACUUUUGCAUUUGGCCAGAGCGCCAUCCUCUGCCACUCCUCCCCCCUCCUCCCCCCCCUCCGAACCCAUCAAGUCUACCCAAGAGAAAUCUUUCUCCAUCCAUUUUCAGAGCCGGAUGCUCAGCUGAGCUACAGUCUUUAAAGCUGCCGUAAGGAUUAAGGCAGGGCGGGGAUAGCCGCCUUCUCGGACUCACGCUGGCACCGGGCCAUGGGUCUCCAGGUUGCUGCUGCCACAGAUAGAUGCUCCCUUUCUUCUCCCACCCUCUUCCCUGCCUGCCCUGCUGGAACAGAAGAGUCUUGUGAGGCAAUGGCCGCAUCUCCCCGAGGGGCCUUGCCACAACUCCCAAACACCCUGGAAGUGGCCCUCAAGCGUCUCUGCAGCCCAGGAGGUUGGAUGAAGCCAGAAGCCAGCGGGUGCGAAGGCCAAAUUCUCAGUCCUGCUUUUGGGGCAUGAAUGUGUGGAUUGAUCCUGCAGGAGGAAUCCUGUGGAAUUUGGGUUCCGUUUUUGGCCUUGCUUACUGGUGGAUGUAGGGAAGACCCUGAGGCCGGAUUGGACCAGAGACCCAGCCUUCUGGGCCUUGCUUUUGGUUUGCGGGGCGGGGGGGGGGUGCAGUUAGUUGGGAAAAGGGCUUAUUCGAGUGACUGGGCUAGGGUGUGACUCCUGUCGGGGAGUUGGACGGAAGGGUCAAGAUGGGCUGGGUGAAAUGCAUUGAUGAAUCGUCAAAGGCUGGGUUGCACCCCGGGCACGGCCAGAGCAGAGUCGGCAGCAUCCUGUCCUGCCCGCCAUAAAGAAAGCAACAUGGUUCUGCCCUCCAAAAUGUGAAAGGAAGUCUUGGCCACUAAAUAAAAUCGGGGGGGAGGCAAAUAGCACCCAGCUUUGCACAGGGCCCGACACUAGACAGUCUAGCUGCAGCUGUGCACAAAGCAGUUGCACAUUUGCAUCGUGUUGCUUGGAGAUGCUGUCGAGCACUCUGUUGAUUACCACUAGGCGCUGCUUUGUAAGUAAGAUUAAAGAUGGCAAAUUCAGACAAA